Messenger RNA from Oncorhynchus mykiss (rainbow trout), 1122 nucleotides. It is a transcript of the gene ppib, whose product is annotated as peptidylprolyl isomerase B (cyclophilin B). Gene Ontology annotation, molecular function: peptidyl-prolyl cis-trans isomerase activity; cyclosporin A binding. Gene Ontology annotation, cellular component: intracellular membrane-bounded organelle; cytoplasm. NCBI's taxonomy places the organism in Eukaryota, Metazoa, Chordata, Actinopteri, Salmoniformes, Salmonidae. Gene Ontology annotation, biological process: protein peptidyl-prolyl isomerization; protein folding. The record is from RefSeq and is a predicted model, not a curated record.
ACAUUGCAUAAUGUACAGACUAAACCAAUCAUAGUAAAACGUUUUAUUUUGGCUAGAUUAAAACCGCACCUCCUCCAAUUGGAUAACAUGGGCGGAGGGUAAAGGCCUGCGUUAGGCAGCUGUCUCCACCCCGGAUAUACCCACUUUUCCCCCGGCACAUACACGUACAUUAGGGCCGCCACGGCUACACUUUUCUUGUUCAUGGUUCGAAUCUGCGAGAGAAGGAUGAAGUUUUUGGUUGCGGUCACGGUCAUCGUUGGGUCGGUGAUAUUUCUGCUCUUCCCGAGCGGAUCAGACGCUGACGAGAAACAGAAGGGCCCAAAAGUCACGGCCAAGGUUUAUUUCGACAUCAGAAUUGGAGAUGAGGAUGUUGGCCGAAUUGUCAUUGGGUUGUUUGGGAAAACGGUACCCAAGACAGUUGAGAACUUCAUUACACUAGCAACUGGAGAGAAAGGAUUUGGCUACAAAAGCAGCAAGUUCCACAGAGUUAUCAAGGAUUUCAUGAUCCAGGGUGGUGACUUCACCAGAGGAGAUGGCACUGGCGGCAAGAGCAUCUAUGGAGAUCGCUUCCCUGAUGAGAACUUCAAGCUGAAGCACUACGGACCUUACUGGCUGAGCAUGGCCAACGCUGGCAAGGACACCAACGGCUCCCAGUUCUUUAUCACCACCAUUCAGACACCUUGGUUGGAUGGCAAGCACGUGGUUUUCGGCAAAAUUCUGGAAGGCACGGAUGUGGUGAAGAAGAUCGAGGGCACAAAGACAGACGGCCGGGACAAGCCCCUCAAAGACGUGUCCAUCCACGACUGUGGCAAGAUUGAAGUGGAGAAACCCUUCGCGAUUGCCAAGGAGUAAAAACAAGUCAACUUUAUUAAAUGGGGGAGCAGGACUGUGGGGUGUAGGUAGACCAUUGAAUUUUCUGUUUUGUUUACCACUGGGGUCCUGUAGUGGGGCUCCUGCACGGGUUGUCCUGGUAGCAGAAGCUGCCCAUUGAAGUUAAGUGCCAGAUCAAAGCAAAGGCAUACUGGGUCCAUUUCCAAACAGGCAUUCCAGUAUGGUUGUCGUGCAGCUGAUACCUGCUCAUUUUGUAAAGGAUACAUCAAUAAAGGAUCCAGGUUUUGUUAA